AUGCUCCGCCACGAUGGUCAACUAAGUUACUUGUUCCCUCUUCUCUCACUUUCAUGCAUCUCCAACCAAGUCAGAUCCCUCCGAGGUGCAGACGAGAGAGAACUCCGUUGGAUUGACGACUAUAAAGGCAUCGUCAGGUUCAAACUAAAGUCCCAAUUUCCAUGGGGCUGGGUGAUCUACCGAACUUCAUACAGUGAUGAGAAGGCAUGGCAGAGAAUGAAGAGCCUUAUACAUAAUGAGUUAAUGGACAGCCUUAAAAUAAGCAAGCGAAUGGAUUUGCUUCUUUUCAAUGAGACGAUAUAUAUGGAUGACAAGGCUAAAUUUGAGGGCGCCACGUCGCAUGAUAUCCGUGAUCACUUUAAUAACUGGGUUGCUGAUACCUUGACGGAGCAAAUGGACACUACACCUUCUGAACAGCAGGAGUUGCGCGAUCCCUGUAAGAAUGAAUCUUUUAUAACGUGGUCUCUUGGCACUCGAUAUAACUUCUGUCUCUUUGUUGAUGAUAUCUGUCUGGAAUCAUUAGACCAUAUGAGAUGGCCAGUUAUUAAGGUGCUUGCCAAAAACUUCGGUAUGCGAGGCCCGGGCGAUAGAGAUUAUAUAGUACACCCGGGCUGGGAGGACGGCGAAACAGAAGAGGGAGAGGAAGAGGUUGGCUGGAUGUAUACCGAAGUCUUGGAGCUUGUCUCAUUCUAUAACACUUUGAUGAGAAUAGAGCCUUGGUACUACCGGUACUGUCGACCACCUUCAAUGUUUCCCCCCUUUGAUAAAAGCAAGUUUCCAGGUCACUGGCGCAAGCCCUAG
Nannizzia gypsea CBS 118893 is the source of this 801-nucleotide messenger RNA. RefSeq lists its product as hypothetical. NCBI's taxonomy places the organism in Eukaryota, Fungi, Ascomycota, Eurotiomycetes, Onygenales, Arthrodermataceae. The coding region runs from base 1 to 801 and encodes 266 amino acids. The transcript is spliced from 2 exons. The record is from RefSeq and is a predicted model, not a curated record.